AUGGCUCCGCCAUUUAUUGACAAUACCAGAUUGAGGCAGCAUGUGAAACAAUGUAUGGAAGAUGGGUGUUUCAAGGAAUUUCCAUGUUUGCCAAGUUAUAGAACUGCAGUGGGGGAUAGACAAUUUAAAACAGACUUCACUCUGCAUUGCAUAAAUUCACGACAGGGUCAACAAAAGAAGAAUCGAGAACGAAUGCCUUCUGACAUUAUUCAAAAUCAGCAAAGCAAGAAACGGUCAAGGCAGAAUGACAGUACUGAAAACUUUUACACAGAAACAGUUACAGAACAGGAAGACAUGAGCCGUUCUAGAAAGAAACACUCUCCUGAAGAGAUUCAUUCUCUUAAGUGUAAUAAUGCACGCCUGCGUAAACAACACUCAAGGCUUAAACUGACUCCUGAACAGAUUGCCAGAGAAAGAGUAAAAGCCCAGAAAGGAAUGAGUCGUACAAGAAUCAAGAGGACUACUGGAGAAACGGCAAGAGAAAGAGUAGAAGCCCAGAAACGAAUCAGUCGUACAAGAAUGAAGAGGACUACUGAAGAAAAGGCCAGAGAAAGAGUAAAAGCCCAGAAAGUAAAGAGUCGUACAAGAAUGAAGAGCACUACUGAAGAAAAGGCAAGAGAAAGAGUAGAAGCCCAGAAACGAAUGAGUCGUACAAGAAUGAAUCGGACUACUGAAGAAAAGGCCAGAGAAAGAGUAGAAGCCCGCAAACGAAUCAGUCGUUCAAGAAUGAAGAGGACUACUGAAGAUAAGGCAAGAGAAAGAGUAGAAGCCCAGAAACGAAUGAGUCGUACAAUAAUACUACUGAAGAAAAGUCCGCUGAAAAAUUUCAAGACAAAGAACGCAAGAAACAUGCGAGAUUGA
Mercenaria mercenaria is the source of this 861-nucleotide messenger RNA. RefSeq names its product arginine and glutamate-rich protein 1-like. NCBI's taxonomy places the organism in Eukaryota, Metazoa, Mollusca, Bivalvia, Venerida, Veneridae. The record is from RefSeq and is a predicted model, not a curated record. The transcript has a single exon. The coding region runs from base 1 to 861 and encodes 286 amino acids.